GAAGCCACCAGUCCCUGUGUGGCCAGCAACCCUUGGGCAAGGUAGGCUGAGAAGGGUCUAAAAGGGGCUGGAGUGCGAUGGGUCGGACAGGCACGAUGGUGGGGGCCUGGAAGGUACUCGUGUUGGUGCUGUGCUUGGCAGGGGUGUCCUGUGCACACCGGCGCCGGCUGCGGCUGCGAUAUGACGAUGUUGUCGCCAAGGCCUUGAAGGUCUACAAUGAAGGGCAGCAGGGGAGGCCCCUCUUCCGCCUGGUGGAAGCCAUCCCGCCUCCUAGGCUGAACUCCACCACCAGGCUCCCGCUCAACUUCAGGAUCAGAGAGACAGUGUGUAUCUCCACCCCGGAGAGACAGCGGCAGCCGCAGAACUGCGCCUUCCGGGAUCGGGGGGAGGAGCGCGUCUGCACCGGCCAGUUCUCCAGGCUGCGGAGGCUUGUAAGCCUGACAGUCAGCUGCGAUAGGGACUGUGGGGACCGGAUGGAGGACCCGAGGGCGAGACCCCCCGCCGAGCCAGCGGAGCCAACUGAGGCUGGGGAGGCCACUGAGGCUGGGGAGGUUGCGGAGGUCGCCAAGUUCACUGCGCCAGCAGAGGCUGCUGAAGCCAGUGAAGGUGAUGAAGACACAGAGCCCAAGGCCGAGGCGGAGGUGCCUCCCGCUGCCGGGUACCUGUACGAGAAGGCCAAGUAUGACAUCAUCUCCAACAUCCUGAGCAACUUCUAGGGCAGGAAGGGUGAGAAGCAGUCCCGACCGGCCCGCAGCACCUCCUGUCCUGCACCGCCCCAGCAACCCCAAACUCAAGCCCACCUUGGCACACCUGCUCCCUCUGCCUGGCCUGCCUGCCUCUCCAGGGUCUGGAAAUCCUGCUUCUCCCUUGAGACACAGAGGGGAAGCCCCCUCCUCUCCCCAGCAGAGGCACCUUCCUGUCCUCACACCCUGGCGUUGCUGCUGUGUCCCCAGCCAGA
This is a messenger RNA of Fukomys damarensis (Damara mole-rat), 958 nucleotides long. Its product is annotated as 15 kDa protein B. Gene Ontology annotation, cellular component: extracellular region. Gene Ontology annotation, biological process: defense response. Gene Ontology annotation, molecular function: cysteine-type endopeptidase inhibitor activity. The record is from RefSeq and is a predicted model, not a curated record. The transcript is spliced from 4 exons. NCBI's taxonomy places the organism in Eukaryota, Metazoa, Chordata, Mammalia, Rodentia, Bathyergidae. Bases 78 to 716 code for a protein of 212 amino acids.